UUCAGGAUACAGCUUCCACUCCUGCUGCGCUUGCGCGGGAAAACACAUACUCACGCAGGCUAACUAACAAAGGGAGCGGUCACUGGUCAGUGGAGCGGAAGAAACGAUUAAGAAGAAUGGAGGUCUCUUCCGUGCAAAAUCUCUGCAAACAUUUAAUUUUCUGCGCAAUUCAACGAUGCCGGAUGUCCGAUGAGCUUUGCAGAAUAUCAAUCGUUCUGAAACUUUGUCCAGAAUUCAAUCCUCCGCUCGUUCGAAUUUCAGUUUCUGAUACUGGUGUUGGAUGCAACCUGAAAGAGUUUGAAGCUCUAAGAUAUGCGACUAAUCCUAUAUCUGCCAGCAAAUUUGAUGGAGUAAUCACUAUUACCACUACGGGCAUUUCUGAUAAUGAAAUCCAUACUUUCAGCUUGAACAUAAAUGAAACCAUCUCCUCAGGGAGGCUGACAAAGCUAUCUUCAAUUUCGAAAUGUGGUGCAAAAUUCAGUGGGACUGAAGCUGUGCUAUCAACAGCUGAAAGUUUAAACGACUUGCAGAGUGACAUAAGCUUAUUUCUCCAUAAGAUGUCCAUGGUGAAAUUACCUACAGUUGCUGUUGAAUUAUUGGUGGACAGUCUAGGUGUACGGGGUUCACAGUUACAGAGUUGUGUUCUUGCAGUUGACUGCAGUCCUCUCCCUUCUUCUGCCACAAACAUUGAACGUCUGAAGUCAGGCCUUGAAGAAUAUGUUCUCAAGCAUGGAAAUAGACUGGAAAAUUUUUGUCAAUUAUGCUUCUCAACUGCGGAACAUCUGAAGGUUGGAACUGGCAUGGCUAAAAGGUCAGGUACAAGUCAAAGUAAAAGGCAGAUGAUGGAAGCUGUCGUUGUUAUCAGUGAAACAUCAGAACCAGCCUUUCCUGCCUGUUGCAGGCCCUCUGGCAAAAGAACAGAGGUCUUCUUUUUUAAGGACUUCACACCUUGCUCAAUUCCCCAACCAUCUUUGGAUGCAUUGACAAGCAUCAAGUGGAAAGAUUAUGGUCUUACCCUGAAGAGGAUUACUGAUCAAGAUGAUAUUGCACUUCUGGAAUGGGAAAACCUGCCACCAAACUUCCACAUUGACAUUGCCCUCCACAGUUACCAUAAAGAUGUCAUGAUGGUACCUAGCGCAGGUAACAGACAAGCAGACAAAACAUUCACCAGAAAAGCUCUCAAGCUUGCGCUCUAUGAACUGAAAGAAACCAAUGAUAAGGCUCUUCUAAGUUCUCAUGCACUUAAGAUUUGCAAUUAUGCACCUGAUCUUGCGAAAACAAUUGCUGGCCUAGUUUUGUCAUCAUGUGACAUCAACUUCAAAAAAGAGUGCUUCUCUGUUCUUGGAUUGCAAUGCCAAAAACUCGAGGCAAGUGGCCUUGAAAACUGCAUAAAGGACAAGAUACUAUCAGCCAUAGGUUCAAAUGACAGAAAGGCCCAACGAACCAGAGAACCUGCAGCUAUUCUUUUUCAAAAUGAAUGCUUCCAGUUGGACUUCCAAGACGAAGAUUAUGAAGAUGGUGAGGAAAUGUUUAGCUCCUUAAAGUUGUAGAGAAAUUUGAAGCCAAACGAAUCUUGAUUUUGUGACCCGCAAUCUCCCAAAUUGAAGUCUGAGAUCGACUGUCUGCCUGUUUUUACCAGUGGCAAUCUUUUUCAUUUAAUGCUUUCAACUAUGCAUUCCUUGCCACAGUGGUCUAUGAUAUAUUUCACUGAUCUUUAGUGACUUUUCUCUCUAAAAAUCCUGAGGACAUAUUCGGUCUACUAUGGAUUACUGGGGAUAGUGGUGAUCAACAUUUUUCAACCCAGACGAUGGGACAAAUGUCAACUUCUCCCGGUUUACUCUGCUGA
This is a messenger RNA of Coffea arabica (coffee), 1846 nucleotides long. The record is from RefSeq and is a predicted model, not a curated record. NCBI's taxonomy places the organism in Eukaryota, Viridiplantae, Streptophyta, Magnoliopsida, Gentianales, Rubiaceae.